Messenger RNA from Lichtheimia ornata, 1656 nucleotides. RefSeq lists its product as uncharacterized. NCBI's taxonomy places the organism in Eukaryota, Fungi, Mucoromycota, Mucoromycetes, Mucorales, Lichtheimiaceae. Gene Ontology annotation, cellular component: nucleus. Gene Ontology annotation, biological process: double-strand break repair via nonhomologous end joining. The record is from RefSeq and is a predicted model, not a curated record. Gene Ontology annotation, molecular function: DNA binding; DNA-directed DNA polymerase activity. The transcript is spliced from 13 exons. The coding region runs from base 1 to 1656 and encodes 551 amino acids.
AUGAAGAUCCAUGUGCUAUCGGUCAAGCUAAGGGACGGACAGCACGAUCACAUUUGUGGUCAGAUCGAAGCCAAUGGAGAUCAAGUGGUGCAUUCACCUCAUGAAGCGGACCUGAUCGUCACUGCGUUGAAGAGUGCCGAGCGCAUUACAAGACAUGUGCCGGAGCAACUGGAAUGCAAGAUUGGCCAUAUUGACUGGGUUUUGAAAUAUGGAAUGGCCAAAGAAUGUCUUGAUGCUUGUUGUAUCCAAUUACCAGAGGCGAAAAGGCGUAAAUUGGAGGUUGCGUCGAAAUCACCACCUUCCGAGGAUGAAGAAAAGGUGGCGAGCGUUCCAAGGCAGAUCCGGUCGUGGGAUGAGAUAAAGGAUCUAUAUUCGCAACGUUGUCAAGGUCCCGUGAAAAGGAGUAUGAUCAUGUCGGGCUAUUCAAGGAAAAAGACCGUAUCAAUCAAAAAAGAAGAAAGCUACCAAACGACAACAUCCCAAUCUUCGUUUGAUGCCAGCAAUUUUCGCUCAUCGUCCUUCCAAUUCACCACCGAUGAUGGGACAUCGGAUGAAGAUGAAGAUGAAAAUGACCCUCGAUAUCUUCCAUUCAUUUACGAGGAUCAAGAGGAGGGAGAUAAUCUUACAACGUUUGGGCGUUAUGCAUGUCAACGACCAUCCAACUGGAAUCCGUACAAUCGUGAAAUUAUCGCUUUAUUCGAGUUUCUUGAACAUGCCAGAGAACUACAAGGCGAUACGAUGAAUGCUCGAAGCUACAGGAUUGCGGCCUCUGUCAUCAAGGCAUACCCAAGGAAAAUCAAGUCAGCGGCACAAGUUCAAAAAUUAAGGGGCAUUGGCAAAAAGACAGGAAGGAUUAUCGCUGAUUACCUACGUGAUGGUAAAGUGGAAGAUGUCGAUGAGCUCAAGAAUGACAAAGACUUUCAAGUGCUCGAGACUUUUUAUCACAUCCAUGGUGUUGGUGCUGCUACUGCAAGGGAAUGGCUCGCCAAGGGUUAUCGAUCACUGGAUGAUAUUCGAGAAAAGGAAGGGGAUCAGCUUUGUCGAGAUGUAAAGAUGGGCCUCAAGUACUAUGAGGAUUUUCGGAAAAAGAUCCCGCGAGCCACUGUGGAAGCGAUUGCAAAGAUGGUCAAUGACAUACUUGAUAAGCAUUUCCCAGGUUCCACCAUGACCAUAUGUGGUAGCUACAGACGUGGCAAGCUAGAGUCGGGGGAUGUUGACCUCGUUAUUACUCAUCAAGAUCAAGCAGUAUCUGGUUCGAUGCUCGUCAAGCUACUUGACAUUUUGAAGCAAAAAGAAUACGUGGUCGAUGUUUUAUCGAUGGGAUCACAUUGCCAGUUAAGAGAACCUGAUAUGCCACAUACAAAGCCUGAUCAAGCCCAUUGUGUUUGGCGGCAUGCUGACGACAAUGUAUUUCGUCGAGUCGAUUUCGUGGUUGUACCUUACAAUGAUUAUCCCAUAUCAAUUCUCAAUUGGACCGGAUCAUCUCAUUUUGAACGCAGUGUGCGAUUAUACGCCAAGCAGGUGAUGAGUAUCAAGGUGUCCUCACACGGUCUUUAUUCACAAACCACGGGAAGAAAAUUGGCUGUUGCAAGCGAACGUCAUGCCUUUGAAAUGCUAGGAUUACGUUGGCUGGAGCCUGAAGAACGAGAUUGCUAG